AUGGCGAUGCAAGCUUUGCUUUCGUAUGGAUCUGGCAGUGAUCAGAGUGAAGAUGACGAUGCUACUGAGCCUACACAAGGCGAUCCUGCUGAUUUAAAGAGACAUCUUGAACCACUUGAAAGUGGGAAGUCAAUUUCGACGUUACACACAACAUUGAGUCUGAAUGCCGCCCCGAUUGUGGCUUCAAAGUAUGAUGUGAACCAAGUUGUGCCUAUUGACCCAACCACCAAGGAAUUAUCAUUUAAUCCAAAAUUUGACCAACUCUAUGCUCCAACGAUUGGUCCAGCUAAUCCAAAUCAAACCCAGCAGCAGAUGGCUCAUAAGAACAUGUUGUCAGGAUUCGCAGAGCCAAGUCACUUCAAUAACUUUCAGUUUGAGACUCAGAGGAGAACUUUUCACAGCUAUGGUUAUGCCGUAGAUCCAUCUGCAGAAAACCCAGUAGGGGAGACUGUUGUUGGAGAUAAAAUCAAGUCCGAUGAAACAAAAGGUCUGACUGUAUUCGAAGCGGCAAGUAAAAGACCAGGAGACAAGAGAAAGCGAGUGAAGAAUACAGAUCCAUCGGAUAUUGAGGGCUAUCUUGGGCCAUGGGGAAAAUAUGUGGAUGAGAAGACAGUUAUGCGACCAUCAGAGGAAGAGAAAGAAGCCCUCGAUGAGAUCUUGGCAAAGAGAAACAAAAAAGGAAAACAAGUUGAUGAAAAGCCAAUGGAAGAGAAGACACAAUUACACAUCAAAGAUGCAUACGAUUACCAGGACAGAUCAUUCCUUCAUAUUCCCCAGGACACAGGUGUCAACCUCAAGUCAGAAGAUCCGCCAGAGAAAUGUUUCCUCCCAAAAAAAGUCAUACACACGUGGUCUGGUCAUACGAAAGGUGUUGCUGCCAUUCGGUGGUUCCCAAAAUCAGCUCAUCUGUUAUUGUCGUGUGGUAUGGACUGUAAGGUUAAGAUUUGGGAAGUGUAUAAUGACAGACGAUGCAUUCGGACAUACCAUGGUCACAAACAGGCCGUCAGGGAUGCAUGCUUCAAUAACAGUGGGGAAAAGUUCAUCAGUUGUGGUUAUGAUAGGUUUUGCAAACUCUGGGACACGGAAACUGGUGAAUGUAUAUCACGGUUCACGAGCCGGAAAGUGCCAUACUGUGUGAAAUUCAACCCUGAGGAAGAUAAACAGCAUCUUUUUGUCGCUGGGACGUCUGAUAAAAAGAUUGUGUGUUGGGACAUCAGAUCUGGUGAGAUUGUUCAGGAGUAUGACCGCCAUCUUGGUGCUGUGAAUACAAUCACGUUUGUCGAUCAAAAUAGACGAUUUGUGACGACGUCUGAUGAUAAAAGUUUGAGAGUUUGGGAAUGGGAUAUUCCUGUAGACUUCAAGUAUAUUGCAGAUCCAUCUAUGCACUCCAUGCCAGCAGUCACUCUGUCACCUAAUGGAAAAUGGCUAGCUUGCCAAUCCAUGGACAACCAGAUUGUGAUUUUCAACGUGUUAAACAGAUUCAAGUUCAUGAGGAAGAAGACAUUCAAGGGACACAUGGUCGCCGGCUUUGCUUGCAACAUAGACUUCUCACCAGAUAUGAGUUAUAUCAGCUCAGGGGAUGCGGAUGGAAAGCUUUACAUAUGGGACUGGAAAACGACAAAGUUAUACAAAUCCUUCAAGGCUCACGAUGAUGUGUGUAUAGCAACGUUAUGGCACCCUCAUGAGACGUCAAAGGUUGUCACGGCUGGCUGGGAUGGUGUGAUUAAGUAUUGGGACUGAGACGCCACCUUUGAGACGUUGAGUUAUUCUUGCCAAGUCGUGGUCAAUGUUGCUGUCACUCAGUGCAUCAUGUGCUGAAGUUCUGGCCAUCCUGACUUGAGUAUGCAAAUGAAACCACAAGAGAUCUUGACCCCCAAACUGUUUAAGUCAUGAACAUUAUGAUGCCAUCAUGUGAAUAAUCUGUUCAUUCAGGGAGGAAAAAUUCAUGAAGCACAUGGCCGAAUGAAGGCCUAGUACAGUAGACACUACAUGUAUGAGAUAUGCUUCCUUCUGGUUUGAACUUGAGGUUAGCUGGAAAGUGCAUUUGAAAAAUUGUAAAUGUUUUGUAUACAGUAUUGUAAAUAAUACCAAAUAAACUUUUUACAUGAAA
This is a messenger RNA of Lineus longissimus, 2110 nucleotides long. RefSeq names its product pre-mRNA-processing factor 17-like. The coding region runs from base 1 to 1740 and encodes 579 amino acids. The transcript has 12 exons. The record is from RefSeq and is a predicted model, not a curated record. Gene Ontology annotation, cellular component: catalytic step 2 spliceosome. Gene Ontology annotation, molecular function: mRNA binding; protein binding. Gene Ontology annotation, biological process: mRNA splicing, via spliceosome. NCBI's taxonomy places the organism in Eukaryota, Metazoa, Nemertea, Pilidiophora, Heteronemertea, Lineidae.